CGGGCACGCCCUCUGGGCUAUCUACAGAGAGAGAAGAUCUUCACAUGGUUCCAUGUAGGUGGGCUCCACGGCAAAAGUCAGGCCUUCCUUGAAUCAGCAGUUCCAGUUAUGAUGCUCUAAGUUACGACAAGUCUGAACGUUUGUGUCUAUGGAUCUGCUCUGACUCUUAUUGCCGCUUAUGGGGGAAGGUGACACCAUCUGGGCCCCAUCUGUCCUUCCUCACUGCACCCUUGGCACCUUAAGCCACCACCCCCAGCUGCAUUUUUGGAGAAAGAUGGAGUCCAAGGUCUCAGAAGGUGGCCUGAACGUGACCCUGACAAUCCGCCUGCUGAUGCAUGGAAAGGAAGUUGGAAGCAUCAUCGGGAAGAAAGGAGAAACUGUGAAAAAGAUGCGUGAAGAGAGUGGUGCUCGGAUCAAUAUCUCGGAGGGAAACUGCCCAGAAAGAAUUGUGACCAUCACGGGCCCUACUGAUGCCAUCUUCAAGGCCUUUGCUAUGAUCGCCUACAAGUUUGAGGAGGACAUCAUCAACUCCAUGAGCAACAGCCCUGCCACCAGCAAGCCCCCAGUGACGCUGAGGUUGGUGGUCCCCGCCAGCCAGUGUGGCUCCCUGAUUGGCAAAGGCGGCUCCAAGAUCAAGGAGAUCAGGGAGUCCACAGGUGCCCAGGUCCAGGUGGCCGGCGACAUGCUGCCCAACUCCACGGAGCGGGCAGUGACCAUCUCAGGGACUCCUGACGCCAUCAUCCAGUGUGUCAAGCAGAUCUGUGUGGUCAUGCUGGAGUCCCCACCGAAAGGUGCCACCAUUCCCUACCGCCCAAAGCCCGCCUCCACCCCUGUCAUUUUUGCAGGUGGUCAGGCCUACACGAUCCAGGGACAGUAUGCCAUCCCGCACCCAGAUCAGUUGACCAAGCUCCACCAGUUGGCCAUGCAGCAAACCCCCUUUCCUCCCCUCGGACAGACCAACCCCGCUUUCCCCGGAGAAAAGCUGCCUUUACACUCCUCCGAAGAAGCUCAAAAUCUGAUGGGCCCGUCGUCAGGUCUGGAUGCCAGCCCCCCAGCCAGCACUCAUGAGCUCACCAUUCCCAAUGAUCUAAUAGGCUGUAUAAUUGGACGCCAAGGGACCAAAAUUAAUGAAAUUCGACAGAUGUCUGGAGCUCAGAUCAAAAUCGCCAAUGCCACAGAAGGGUCAUCAGAGCGCCAGAUCACCAUCACGGGGACCCCAGCCAACAUCAGCCUUGCCCAGUACCUCAUCAAUGCCAGGCUGACAUCUGAGGUCACUGGGAUGGGCGCGCUCUAAUCCUGCCCAGCAUCCUCCACACUGCGAACCCUGGCGUCCACCUGGCUCGCACGCUCUGUACAGACAGCCCGCCCUUCGUCACAAAUACAAAUAGAGAUUUUCUUUACUAACAAAAUGGUCUAUGCCAUAGAGGUACACAUGCCGACAAAGCGAGUAUAUCUACAGCUGUCUCUGAGCUCCAGGCCUGUCCCUGACUCUGCGCAUUCAGUAACUUCUGCUCCAAUCCACUCACGCGUCCGCAUGCAGUGCUUACUCUGUUCAAUGCUUGGGGACGUUCCCAUCUGUGACAUUUUAGAAAUGUUGUUCCUUAGUGUCAGUGUAACUGUUUUAAGAGUUGGUUUAAUAUUUUGACAGCACUUCCUAUCAGCCAUCCUCUCCUCAACCAUGUAGACCUGUGGCUGCCCUCUCUCACCUGGCCCACCUGCUGACUUUGUUUCCCCUCGCAUCCUUGCUUGUCUUGGCCCAUGUGUCCAUGCAGGUCUUGUGCUGGGGCAGGCUGCGCCCUUCCCCUUGUGCAGAGGGGAGAAAAAGCAGGUGCCAGGUUCUGACCUGAGAAGUGGGGUGUAGGGGGUGGUAGGCCCUGACUUCACAGAGAUGUCGUGUGGAGGGCCACACAUGGGCCCUGGGCGGCUUCCGGGGUGGCUGGAGGGUGCGGACUCGCCAGGAAGCGCCUCUGCACCAUGUCGGAGUUCAAUAAAUGUCGUGGGCUGCCCC
This is a messenger RNA of Miniopterus natalensis, 2008 nucleotides long. RefSeq names its product poly(rC) binding protein 3 (gene PCBP3). The record is from RefSeq and is a predicted model, not a curated record. Lineage: Eukaryota; Metazoa; Chordata; Mammalia; Chiroptera; Miniopteridae. Gene Ontology annotation, molecular function: RNA binding.